Molecule: messenger RNA, 940 nt
Organism: Amblyraja radiata (thorny skate)
Lineage: Eukaryota; Metazoa; Chordata; Chondrichthyes; Rajiformes; Rajidae
Product: carcinoembryonic antigen-related cell adhesion molecule 1-like
Exons: 4
Coding region: 194-925 (243 amino acids)
Cellular component (GO): membrane
Source: RefSeq, a predicted model, not a curated record
GGAGCAGCAGGGGAGAGGGAGGAGCAGCAGCAGCAGCGGAGAUGCACGGUGUCGGUGAAGGGCGCGGCUGAGCAUAGAGGAAGCGGUGGACACGGUGCUGGAGCUCGGGUCAACCGACAGCGCGUCCACCGGACACCGGCACCAGGCCUCAGCUCCACACUCCCGGGCCUAGACUCCGGGCCCAGCCUCGGCGAUGGCGCGGGCCCUCAGCGCCGCCUUCCUACUCGGCAUAAUUUCAAUGUGCAAGUCUUUCAACAUUCAAUUAGUAAACGGGCUGGAGGGCACUAAUGUAACGUUUCCUUUCACGAGACCUGCAAAGACAGAUGAAAUUUUAUUCACGUUUGAAGACAACAAGGUGCUUGAGUGGGAAUUCGACCGUAAUAUUUCCUACUUUGGAAAAUUCUCUGAAAGAGCUAACUUAAUAGGAAAUACUAUAAUGAUAAAGAAUUUGCUGCUGAAUGAUUCCGGGAUAUAUAAGCUUUCUUUCACAUCUACAACAGGUAGUGUUGUUGAAGAGAUUUACCAGCUAGUUGUGAAUGUACCACUUUCGAAGCCAACAAUUAGCUGUGUCGCAAAUGACUCCAUUAUUCACCUGAACUGCUCUGUAAAUAAACCUGUUAAAAAGGAAUGGAAGCAUGAAAACAGUACAGUGCAGCAAGGUGAACAUUUUGAUUUAACUCCUGAAGGAACCAACCUGGCAAUAUUGAAUCCUAAAGAAUCUUCUGGUGAAUAUACCUGCAUCGUGAGGCAACCAGGAGAGCUGGUUCAGAGCGACCCUUUUAACAUAAAAGAAUGCUUUAAAAAUGAAGAGGGACGAGAUCAUAUCCUGCUGGCUAUAGCAAUAAUUCCGAUCAUAUUAGUUAUUGUUGCCGUUUUAUGUUGGUGUAAAUUUAAACGUAAGUAUUCACCUUCUCUACUUUCGUAAUAAAUGAAUGUUGAA